Arabidopsis thaliana (thale cress) is the source of this 2312-nucleotide messenger RNA. RefSeq lists its product as uncharacterized. The transcript is spliced from 4 exons. Bases 1275 to 1934 code for a protein of 219 amino acids. Lineage: Eukaryota; Viridiplantae; Streptophyta; Magnoliopsida; Brassicales; Brassicaceae. The record is from RefSeq and is marked reviewed.
UUUUUUCUUAUAAUUUUGUACAUAAAUUAGCAAAACUUAGUUUUGUUUCCAAGGGAAAAAACCAAAAAAAUAUAUCUUACAAACAAAAUAAGGGUGCAAAACGUAUAAGAAAAUAAAAGAAUGGGAUCAAAGUGGAAUAAAAGAAUAUUAGGGCGUCGGUGACGUGAAGCUUCGCUGCUGGGAGAAAAAAGCUCACAUGCGUAUUAUCUCAGUCUCAGCUAUAUUUAGAACAACAACACAUGUCUGAACACAUUACAGUUCCUAUAUCUGUUUCGAAUUCAAAUCUCCUGUCCUUUUUUCAUAUAUAAUAAUUCAUCAUAAAUAUUUAUUGAUUUGAUUCUAUCUCUUAUAUAUAUUUUCGAUCUCUCCUGAAAAGAGAAAAAAGUUGGAAACUUCGACGAAUGUGUUUAUAAAUCUUUUUAUUUUCUAUCUGUCUUGAUUUAGUUUUAUCUUUUUUGGAAUCGGUCUGAAGUUGGACAAAAGAAUCCGCCAUUUUCUCCUCGGUCUCUCUGCUCUUCUCUUCAGUAUCGGAUCUGGGUCUCCUUCGCUUUCGUUUCAAGGUAACACAAAAAAAACUUCAAAUUCUUUUCUCUUUUAUUCACACCAUUUUCGCUUUCUUUUUCCUUUUUCUUCUUUAAUCUUUGUGACUGUUCUAUAUCAAUCUUCAUUUAACAUUUGCAUUCUCAUCACUUAUCAGUAUUUUCUGAUAUCCAAUUUCUGGGUUUUCGAAUUCGAUUCGAUAAGAAUAUUUAUUUCAUUUUUUUUUUUAAUGUAGUAGUAUAUGUUUUUUCCCCAAAGUCACGGCAUUGGAAAAAAGGAAAAACACAGCUGUUCCUUGCUUCAAGCCCGAGAUUAAGCAAAAAUAAUUACUAUUUCUUUCUUUUAAAAAAAUAUUCGAAUCAACGCACUAUAUAAAAUUACCUACUUUUGACAGUAUCUGAAUUAAACAUCAACCAAACUUCAAACUCUCUCCUCUGUAAUCCAUUCUUUUUGUAUUCCCAACCACGUGAUUUUUUGAUUCGAUUAUUUUGGGAGACGAGGAGGCGUUAGCUGUAAUUCAUUGUAUACUUGCUUUGGCUAUUAAAGCCGUCACACAAAAAAAGUAAAAGCAACACACACACAUAAAUAGACACACUUUUUUACGUAUAUGUGUGUCUUCUUUCGUCUCUGUUGGGAAUAGAUCUUGUCCUAAGAGAUCACUUCGAGUCUGAUCUAAAGUGAGAAACUUUGGUUCUUGUUUUGGUUUUUGGAAUCUUGUCUAAUCUGGGGAGAUAAUGGGAAUGAGUCUCGAUUUCGAUGUUGAUCUUGAGAAAGGAAUCAUAGAUUGCGACAAUGUUUAUACAAAAUCACCGGAGAAGCCGAUGUCUCCUGAUAACAAACCGGUAAUAACCGGAGAAGAAAGUGUUGGUUCGUUAGAGAAUGAUACAAGUCCGGUUCAAUGUGGAAUCAAUAAACCGGGAUGGGGGAGAAGCGAUCGGAAGGAGAAACGGAAGAAAUCUGCGUCGAAGCCUCCUCGACCGCCGCGUGGACCGUCGCUAGACGCGGCGGAUCAGAAACUUAUUAGAGAGAUCGCUGAAUUGGCGAUGUUGAAACGCGCGAGAAUCGAACGUAUGAGAGCUUUGAAGAAAUCAAGAGCGGCUAAAGCUGCGUCUGCCGCUUCUUCUUUAGGCAAUGUAUUGGCCACUCUUUUCACCGCUAUUUUCUUCUUUGUCCUCGUUUUCCAAGGAUUGUCACCGAGAGCAGCCGGUAGCUCCGGGAAAUCUCACUUAGUAGUCGCCGGCAAAGCCAAUGGUGGUUUUGUUUCGGUUCAAUAUGCGGGAAAUCCGUCGGCGAGCGAACCGGAUGGAGGUUAUACCGGACCAGUUUUAGCACAGAGACCAAAUUUACUAAAACCGGUGUCCGGUUUGGAGAAUGAAAAGAAGAGUUCACAGUGAAAGCGUAACGAAAUGGUUAAGAAUUGGACAGUUCCAUACUGGUUUGCUCAAACCAUUUAUCGGUUUAGAUUGUCGGUGAGACAUGUACCGAUAAACUUUUUGGGAAAAUCGGCUGCUUUCUCUGCGGCUGUGAAACGAUAAUAUUAUCCGAUGUGGGUAAGAAAGUAGUUUUGUGUCAGUUUUUUCUUGAAUAAACUGAGAGAAGUUUACAAAUAAUAAAAAUCAGUGUUAUAUUAUUCAAGUUAUCACGUUACUCUUAUCUCUUCUUAUAUGUACAAUAAUACAAACUGAGAUCUUUUUAGUAGAUUGUUGCAAAACUGUAUCCAAAUUUUGACGAAAUUCAAAGAUUCAAAAAUAAAAUACGAAACCAACAUUAUU